AUGCUGUUUGAGCAAUUCCAGUUCAUGAACAACUUGUUGCUGCCCAGGCUCAGGAUGGCAGCGGAGGGAGGAGGGAGUUGGGGAGGACUUCCUGUGGGUGUGCUGACAGUGGAGGAGCCCAGAGAGAAACUGCUCAGCGUGGUGCUGGUAUCCACAAUGUGCUUCAAUUCCUUCUUUCUUUCUUACCCUUUCAGCAGCAAAGAAGUCAAUAAGAAGAUGGCUCCUCUCCCUGCCUCCCCGAGUGGGCACCAGAUCGGCACAGAGCGCAGACAUUCAGUAAACACAUUUGGGGGUGACCCAAUGAGUUUGGUUGAAGUUGCAGGAGCCUGGGUGGGAGACCAUCUACUGGAGGAGCAGAGAGGCGUUGUCAGUGGUCACCCCACGAAGAGAGUGGCUCCCCUCCCCAGCCACUGUUCCCUGCCCACCGGUCCACAGGAGGCUAAAAGCAUCGGUUUUACAUGGAUGGCUUUUAAAAUCAGAAGUUCCAGAAGGCACUCUAUCAGCACAAGACUGUCAGGACGGGAGGAGCGUUGGAUUGCAGGGCUGAAUUUCAAACUGUUCUUCUCACCUCCAACGGGGGACAGAGGUGGGAACAGAAUGGCAGUUCGUUUGUCCUUGGAAUAUUUGGUUUAA
Psammomys obesus (fat sand rat) is the source of this 633-nucleotide messenger RNA. RefSeq lists its product as uncharacterized. The coding region runs from base 1 to 633 and encodes 210 amino acids. The record is from RefSeq and is a predicted model, not a curated record. The transcript has 2 exons. NCBI's taxonomy places the organism in Eukaryota, Metazoa, Chordata, Mammalia, Rodentia, Muridae.